AAUAGACCUUAAUUUUGUUUAAUUAGUUUUAUCGCUAAGUUCUUAAAGUAUUUUAUUAGUUUUCCGUCACGAUUUUGUAUUAACUAUUACAUUGUUUACUUCUUCAAUACAUAUGACUAGCUUUAGAAUGACAAAGACUUAUUUGAAUUAGUCUCUGCUUACCUAGCUUUAGCACAGGAGUAUAGCUCAAGUUGAAUUAUUAAAGUAUGUCAAAGGUCAAAGAAGAAUUAUUUCGGUCGACUUUUUGUUUUGGUUUGAUACUUUUACUUUCGCUUCAUAGUACAAAGGCCAGAUUAAUCAAGUCUUUAGUAGACGCUUUAACUUUUGGAAUAGAUGCUGGUGAUUUUUUAGCUGAACAACUUCUUCCAGCUGAUUUGCCACCGGAAAAUGCAAUUUACGACUUCAUCAUUGUCGGAACUGGACCAGCAGGUUGUGUUCUGGCAAAUCGACUUUCAGCAAACCCUAAUUGGACCGUUUAUCUGCUAGAAGCCGGAGGUAAUGAGAAUUUCGCUCACGAUAUUCCAGUGUUAGUUCCGCUCUUACAAAAAACCAACUCCAAUUGGAAUUACAAAUCUGUUCCACAAGCAAACUCGUGCUUCGGCAUGAAUAACAAUAUGUGUGGUCUUCCUAGGGGACGGGUUUUGGGUGGAACGAGUUCCAUCAACUUUAUGAUCUACAAUAGAGGAAAUCGUCGAGACUUCGAUAGAUGGGCUGAGAACGGUAAUUUUGGUUGGUCAUACAAUGACGUUUUGCCAUUGUUUAAACGUGUCGAGGCAGCUAGCUUAGAGAGUUUUAAAUAUUCGGAUUAUCAUAAUACAACAGGACCAUUGAGUGUGGAAACAGUAGCGUUUCGAACUCAAAUAGUUGAUGCCUAUGUUCAAGGUGCUCAGGAAGCAGGACAUCAAUUGAAUGAUUAUAAUGGAAAAUCACAGAUGGGAGUGUCGUAUGUUCAAGCCAGUACUCAUAAUGGUCAUAGACACAGUGCUUCGAAGGCUUAUAUAGACCCGAUCAAAAACUCUCGGAAGAAUCUUCAUAUAUUGACUUUUGCUAGAGUAACCAAAGUAUUGAUCGAUCCAAUUACAAAAUCGGCAUUUGGAGUUGAAUUUCUCCACCGAAACAAAAUAUAUACUAUUCGAGCUAGGAAGGAGGUGAUUCUAUCAGCAGGUGCCUUUAAUUCACCACAGCUGUUAAUGCUCUCCGGAAUUGGUCCUAGGGAUGUGCUAACAUCUGUUGGAAUACCGGUAAUUAAGGAACUUCCUGUUGGUACACUUUUGUAUGACCAUAUGAGUUUCAUCGGUCCGAUCUUUACGGUGAACACAACUGAACAAUCAUUAUUUUUCACCGAUAUCACUCCUAUGGAUUUUGUCAGAUUCUAUGACGGUGAUCCUUAUACAAAACUUUCAAGCAUUGGCGCCGUAGAAGCAUUAACAUUUAUCAAAACUCCCAACUCAAAGGAACCAGAUGAUUUACCCGAUGUUGAACUUAUCACAAUAGCUUCAAGUUUAGCUGGAGAUUAUGGAACAGGAUUCAAGGAAGGAGCAAAUUUACGUGAUGAUAUUUAUGAGAAGAUGUUUCGCCCCCUUGAACGUAGGGAACAUUUUUCGUUUCUCAUAAUGCACUUUCAUCCACAGUCUGUGGGAAGUUUGUGGCUUAAGAAUAAUAAUCCAGAAGAACCACCAAUUAUCGAUCCGAAAUACUUUGAAGUAGCUGAAGAUGUUGAAUUUAUUCUGGAAGGUGUCAAGGAAGCAAUUCGAAUAACCCAGACUCCUGCUAUGCAAAAGAUUGGUGCAACUCUCCACAACAUUCCAACUCCAGGAUGUGAACAUAUCGCUUUCGGAAGUGAUGAUUAUUGGAGGUGUUCGAUAAGGACGCUGUCCUAUACGCUUCAUCACCAAGUUGCUACUUCUAAAAUGGGUAUUUACAGUGAUCCAACGUCAGUGGUAAAUCCUCAGCUAAAGGUUCACGAUAUACGGAAAUUGAGAGUGGUUGAUACAGGAAUUAUACCAUUUCCCCCAACGUGUCAUAUAAACGCUGCUUCUUUUAUGAUUGGGGAAAAGGCUGCUGAUAUGAUCAUCUAUGAAUGGGAGUAAGUCUUAAGUGACUUGACUUUGAAGGUUAUCGAUUUUUGUUGUAUUCUUUUAAAAUAAUCAAAUUUUUGGAGGAAUUUAAUAAAUAGGAGUGACUCUUAUGUCAAAAAGUAGGAAGGAACUUA
This is a messenger RNA of Eupeodes corollae, 2212 nucleotides long. Its product is annotated as glucose dehydrogenase [FAD, quinone]-like. The transcript has 2 exons. Gene Ontology annotation, molecular function: oxidoreductase activity, acting on CH-OH group of donors; flavin adenine dinucleotide binding. The record is from RefSeq and is a predicted model, not a curated record. Lineage: Eukaryota; Metazoa; Arthropoda; Insecta; Diptera; Syrphidae. Bases 207 to 2090 code for a protein of 627 amino acids.